GCAGAAAUUAAUCUCCAAUUAAUGACAAAAAGAUCCCUCGUUAAAGGCUGCUAACAUGAGCAAUAGAAGUUGGUUGCAGAAGAACUGGCUGCUUGUGGCAGGACUUUCUUUUCUUGGUAUUCACCUUGGGACAUAUCUAUUGCAAAAGACUGUGAAAAGCUCGACUCGUUCGGAUCUUGCAUUGAAACAGAAGGAUGUCAAGUAAUGAUGCCACAAUCGGAAGAGCCAAACUAGACCAUUAUGUGCUGAUCCUUGCUAUUUAAGUUUAAAUUAAAAAGGUUGUACUUUGAAAUGGGUCUAUAAAUGAGGUCAGACAUAAAUAAAUCUGCAUGGCCUUUCUGUAAAUUAUCCACAUGAAAUAAAAUGGCUUGGACUUUAAAAGAAAUUCAAAGUCUUUAGUUUCUCUGAUAGGCUAAAGCAAAGAUGUCUCGUCUGUCAAAUAAAAAGACCUCGCUCUGUACUGCUGAACCUUUAUCAGAUGAUAAAGUGUGUCAGAAACUGGCAGUGUUCAGGCAGAUCUUCACAUCAUGUUUUGGUCCUACCGGCAGACUCAAGCAAAUACAUAACAAUGUGGGAGGGCAUGUCCAGACCACAUCUACGUCAGCAGUGCUUCUGAAAGGAGUUUUCACAUCACACCCUGUCCUCAAGCUACUUACUGCAUCUGUUCUGAACCAUAUUUCUUGCUUUAGCGAUUGUGGUUUGUUUGCAGCUAUCCUCUCCUGUGCCCUUAUCGAAAAUGCACAAAGAUUAAAUAUUGAAACGGGCAUUACCCUCAAAGUGUACAGGCAUCUCCUAUGCCUGUGUAAAGACUAUCUGAAUCAAGAGGAGUGUGGCUGUAGAGUAAGAAUUGAUUUUGGCAACAGUCAGUCUCUGCUGUCCCUGGCACGUAGUGUCAUAGCUAGCAAACCGGCCUGCAUGUUGACUUACAAAGAAGUGCAACACGUCAGCUCACUGGUGGUGCAGGCGUUCUUGCAGACAGUUCCCUGUGAGGCUGAGGGAAGUGUUUGUUUGGGGAAGGUGGUCUUCGUUUCUGUCGAAGGCCACAGAGCGAUGGAUUCAGCUCUGUUUCCUGGCCUGCUGGUAGAAAUGCCAGAGAUGCUGUCUGCUUCUGACCUGAAGUGGCUAGAUCACAGAGCCAUCACUCUGGCGCUGUUCAACACUUCGCUCUCGGGUGACCUUUCUGAGACGGGGGACGGAACGCUGGAAGUUAGUUGUGGCCUCAGCCCAGAAGCAGCCGUCCUGGAGCUGCUGCUGAGGAUGGGGAAGCAGAUCAUCAGUGACGGUGUAGCGCUGCUUGCAUGUCAGAAGGUGGUACAUCCUGUCUUGAAGCAGUACCUGAAGGAGCAUCAUGUGAUUGUCAUAGAGAGGUUGGGGAUUUCACUCAUGGAACCACUAAGUCAAAUGACAGGUGCCCUACCUAUUGCUAGUUUUCAGUCUCCUGUUCCAUCCAAGUGCUAUGGACAGCUGAGCAAUAUCCUUGUGAAGAGCUUUGGGUCUAGACAGAUGCUUAAUUUAAUCCCAGCUGGAGAUUCAACAGUCUGCAGUCUGGGGCUGUGCAACAGAAAUGAGACUACCCUUAAUGAGCUCAAGUUGACGUGCCAAAAUGCAGAACAUGUCUUGAGGCUAUCACUGAAGAGUCCCUUUGCGCUUUUUGGUGGAGGGUGUACAGAAACACAUUUGGCUGCCUACAUCAGAAACAAGUGCAGCAGUGGUGUCGAUGGUACGUUACUGGGGCCUGGCUGCUCACCCACCCAGUUCCAGAUGGCGGCUGACAGCUUCUGCCGAGCCCUGGAGUCAGUGGGCCGAUCCCUGGAGCACGACGGAGGGGAAUCCCUCGUGGACCUGCGCUGUGGCCAUCGCUGGUCCGGGCCCGGCGGCGCUGCCCCCGAUGUUCCGUGGAAGGACGUGGUCAGCCUGUGUGGCUGUGGACGGCUGGACCGACAUGAAGGUCUGCAGUGGGUCAUUCUCGGUGGCAAGGGCCCCUCGUUCUCUCCCACCCUGCCAGCUGAGAGCUGUGCUCAACACCUCGUGCUGGAUUCCUUUCCGGCAAAGCUCAACGCUUUGCAGGUAGCCGUUGAGACAGCCAACCUCAUCCUGGAUCUCAAGUAUGUCAUACAAGACGUCAAUUAACAUUUUUAUGGUUGUAUGUCACAGCAUUUAAGCUGAUCCUUAAAGUGUGUAAAAGCAGGAAAAUUAAAAAAUAGAUCAUACUUUUCCCCCGCUAGAAGUGAAAACUUGCCAAGUUUCUCUAAUGGCAUGGAUGGAAAGUUACUUUUCGUAAUUACUAGGUUUCCCCACCAGGUGGCAACAUCAUCCCAAGCUGUGGAAGAAUGGUACUGUACAAUUGAAUUUAUGAGCGUUUUCAAAGGAGCAGACUGGGUGAACUGUGGCAGUUUGUAAAUAAAGACAGAUUUUUGUGGCUUA
Lepisosteus oculatus (spotted gar) is the source of this 2424-nucleotide messenger RNA. It is a transcript of the gene mkks, whose product is annotated as MKKS centrosomal shuttling protein. Lineage: Eukaryota; Metazoa; Chordata; Actinopteri; Semionotiformes; Lepisosteidae. Gene Ontology annotation, molecular function: ATP binding. The record is from RefSeq and is a predicted model, not a curated record. Gene Ontology annotation, cellular component: cytoplasm; nucleus; kinociliary basal body. Gene Ontology annotation, biological process: developmental process; cilium assembly; intracellular transport.